Molecule: messenger RNA, 486 nt
Organism: Ornithorhynchus anatinus (platypus)
Lineage: Eukaryota; Metazoa; Chordata; Mammalia; Monotremata; Ornithorhynchidae
Gene: NDUFB2
Product: NADH:ubiquinone oxidoreductase subunit B2
Exons: 4
Coding region: 40-363 (107 amino acids)
Cellular component (GO): mitochondrial inner membrane
Source: RefSeq, a predicted model, not a curated record
CAUCGUCGUCGUCGACGGCCUGCUGAGGCGACGGGCGCCAUGGCCGCCCUGGGCAGGCUGGGGCCCGCUCUCCGCGCCGGGGGCCGCCGCCUCCUGGCAGCCCGCGGCCGCCCGCCCGCCGCCGCCGCCGCCGGACCUCGCCACGCCGGAGGCGGCGUGCACAUCCCCCCGCAGUACCGGCAGUACCCGCAGCUGACCAAGUCGCAGGUGUUUCAGGCGGAGCUGUGGAGCGGCGUCAUGUGGUUCUGGAUCCUGUGGCGUUUCUGGCACGACUCGGACGCCGUGCUGGGACACUUCCCCUACCCGGAUGCUUCCCAGUGGACGGACGAGGAGCUGGGCAUCCCCCCGGAUGAUGAAGAUUAGGGUGGAUCCCUUCCGCUCCCCUCCCAGGGCCAGCAGCCGUCUCCAGGAGAAGCCGGUUCCUUGGCGGCGCAGACUCUGCCUCCGUCACCUUUCUGUUGUAUAUUAAAAGUUGGAAUCCCAGGC